GAGAAGGACAAUGUGGUGGCUUUGGAUGGUAGCCUUGUGUCCUCUGACAGGAUCCUUCAGAGAAGGAAAAGCUGAGGAAGCAAUUGGAACUCUGGGAGGAUCUGUAACUUUCCAUCUGAAGACUUCGAAAGAAUUCACAUCAAUCACCUGGCUUAGAACGGUCCCAGAUAAUCCUGUUCAUUUUGCUUCUCUGGAUCUGGAAGCAGGCCGGCCCUGUCACAUCAAGGUUAUCCUCCCAAAAUUUGAAAGGCGAUUGAAUGUCUCAAGGGACUGCAAGAACUUACAAAUCAGUAACCUAACUCAAGAUGACCCUGCAACAUACAGAGCACAAAUAGGGGAAGAUGGUGAGACCUUCAGGCUGAAGGUGUACAAACAUCUGUUGGAAAGUGAUCUGGAAGCCCAAUGUGAAAAUGGCUCACUCGGUGGUGGGAACUACACCUUGCAGCUGAACUGCUCUGCAGGGAAGUGGGGAGAUGGAGUGACUUACACCUGGACCUCAACUGGCAAAACUAUAGAGAGCUCCUCUCAAGUUGUCCUGAGCGAUUUUCAAGAGAGUGACACAAACUACACCUGCAUAGCAAAGAAUCCUGUAAGCAGUGCCUCCAAGACAAUCUCCAUAAAGCAGGCCUGUGAAGGUACCAUGGAGUUCCCUGAUGUUCACACUUCAUAUGGGCCGCUUACUGGAAUUACAAUUGCAGCACUGAUUAUUGUGAAAGUGAUUAUUAACAUUAUUUCUGUGAGGUACUUUUCCAGCACCAAGCAAAGAAACACCCCAGAGAAGCUGGAUGAGAAUGUAGGAGCAGGAACAAAAGAUGAGAGAGCGGCACCAGACAAGUUCUAACGUCUUCUAAGCCCAUUUUCUUGCACCUACCAAGUUUCCUUAUUACUGCUCUUUGGAAGACCCAUUCUGGUCCAGUAAUCUCUAUAUAAGAAUACGUUCUGGCAAAACUGAAACUUGAGGUCCAGCGCCAGAAAUGCAUCUUUGCUGAUUCUCAUGAUCAGAUGAACUUGGACUGUGUAACUUAACUGAUUUGAAAACUGUGUAACUUAAACUGAUUUGAAAACUUCCAAGACUGAUUGCAGUUGAGACAUACAAAACUGAUUCCAUAAGUUUUCCUUUGAUUUUACUAUAUGCUUGUGUAAUAUCUCUACUUUGUAAUGUUUGUUGGCACCUUCUUUGUCAAAGGUUGACGACAACCCAGAAACUCCCUUGGGUUUUGGAAUGCAGAGACUUUAUUAUUAUUGGCAGCAAGGCAAAGUAUGCAUAUUACAGUGUUUUCAGCAGCUAGAGAACUUGUGUAGUUUCCCUGUAGCUGCUGUGGUUGCAUCUUGCAAGUGGCAACAGGGUUUCCACACAGCAGGUUUCUAUGGUAGUUUUUUUUUUAAAAAAAAUCAGUGAUUUAAGAGAGUUAUAUAUUGAUAUACAGUGUUAUACGAAAAUAAAAUUUCUAGCCUUCAUUUUUUAAAAAUGAGUCCAUUGUAGAGACAUCCCCUCCUCAUAUACCCCCACAGGGAAAGGGGCUAGAGACUUAGGGGAAAAAAUGAAAGGUGGGAAUUCAGAGAACUGGAUAGGACGGAGCACAGAGAAAGUUUUCAUUAUAAUUUCUGGUCCUGACUUGGGAGGGGGAUUUUUACCAUUAUUGUUUAUUUCCAGGUACAAUAUUACUGGUUCAAGAGUCAAAUCUGAGCUCCCUCCUUAGGGACCAUUACUUUCAACAGGAAAUCUAACGCUGUUUAUAAAGCUGUUUAUAAAGAUAAUCCUACCAAAUUUGCACAGAAAACAGUCCUCCCUCUAACAGAAAGACCUUCUAAAUUUCAAGCAGAUUGAACAAUGGAGGGGGGGAGGGGGUCAAGUUUACAGACUCCCAAAGUAGGUUCCUCUCUGCACAGCCGCACUUAUUGCUACUGAUUUCUAAAAUGGCCUAGCAGGAGAGCUCCCCACAGGGCAUAGGUGUAACCCCCUUUCAGACUGAAUUCAUUACAGUUUCCUAUCUUACAGUGACUGUGUGUGUGUUAUGUGCUGGCAAGUCACUUCUGAUUUAUGGUGACCCUAUGAAUGAGAGACUUCCAAAGCAUCUUAUCAUUAACAGACUUGCUCAGAUCUUGCAUACUAGAGGACAUGACUUCUUUUAUUGAGAAGCCAUCUCGGUUUAGGUCUUCCUCUUUUCCUACUGUCUUCCGCUUUUCCUAGCAUUACUGUCUUUUCCACUAAGUCCUGUCUUCUUGUAAUGUGACAAAAGUACAAUAUCUUCAGUUUUCUCAGUUUAGCUUCUAGGGAGAAUUUAGGCUUGAUUUGAUCUAGAACCUACUUAUUUGUCUUUUUGGCCAUCAGAAUAUCAAUGUUUAAAUAUAGAAAUAUUAUUUACAAUAUUUAUACUCCAGCUUUCCUUUCAUCUCAGGUUUGAAACCUUUCUCCAAUCUAAAGAGUUUUUUUUUCAAACUUAAGCAGCUCUUCUGCUGGAGCCACAACUUGGGGAAAGGCUACUUGGAGGAUAGUUGGAUUCAUCCCAUUGUGUUUUUUUAAUAUUUGUAACUAAAUGGCGUGUUUUGGAUAUUUUUAUGUGCUAACUGUUUUGAAUCCCCAGUGUGAGAGGAAAGCCGGGUAUACGUGGCAAAUAAAUAAAUUAAAAUGUUCACUGUAAAGUAGCAAGCAUAACUUUCUGUCUUCCUGUCUUCUUAACUGAAAAGUGGAAUAUAUAUUUAAAGACCAACGCAACAAUUUCCUCUGCGACCUAUCUGCAAUUCGAGGAAUAACUAUACUAUUGGAGCCACAAUAUAUAUUUGU
This is a messenger RNA of Eublepharis macularius, 2785 nucleotides long. Its product is annotated as SLAM family member 5-like. The transcript has 4 exons. The record is from RefSeq and is a predicted model, not a curated record. Gene Ontology annotation, biological process: T cell activation. Bases 11 to 841 code for a protein of 276 amino acids. NCBI's taxonomy places the organism in Eukaryota, Metazoa, Chordata, Lepidosauria, Squamata, Eublepharidae. Gene Ontology annotation, cellular component: external side of plasma membrane.